UUGAUUUAUACUUUCUAGGUUCUUAGUGCUUAGGUUACGUAACAAGCAUCAGCUUGUCUUGUGCUGAGAUGACAUUGGUCAUAAUUUCAUUGAUCGUAAUAAUCAAAUGGGUUUAAUUUUCACUACCCAUUAAGCUUAAAAGCUCUUGGAGCAGAUUCUCUGUCCUUGUUUGCCCGGUUCUUGAAGUGAAACUUGUGGUGUUUUCUCUUGUUGAUUUUCAGAGGUCAGUUUGUGGUGGUUGGUGGGUCAGUAUUAAAAAAAACAAACAAAACAAAACAAAAAAUGUGUAGCAGAGGGGAUUCAGAUGAGGAGUGUGGUUACAAGGAGAAAAAGAUGGGGUUGAAGCUUUUGCUGAGGCUUGAGAAAUCAAGGAUCUUGGUGAUGGGAAAUUCCAAGACUCGGAUGAGGUUGUGGAUGAUCCGGGCAUUUACCACUGUGUUUCUAUGGGCUUGUGUUGUUCACUUGCUGAUUUUCAGUGAGGUUUGGGGACCAAAGUUGCUAAAGGAUUGGCCUUCUUGUUUUAGUCAUGAUCAGGAUUUGACCUUGACUGAUUACCAUUUGUCUUCUAUUCCACCCAGAGUUGUUUCCCCACCAAAGAGGGUUUACAAGAACAAUGGAUAUCUCAUGGUUUCUUGUAAUGGGGGACUAAACCAAAUGAGAGCUGCGAUAUGUGAUAUGGUUGCUAUUGCCAGAUACUUGAAUAUCACUCUAAUUGUCCCAGAGCUGGAUAAAAACUCCUUUUGGGCAGACCCCAGUGAAUUUCAAGACAUUUUUGAUGUUGACCAUUUCAUUACAUCAUUGAGAGAUGAGGUGAGGAUAUUGAAAGAAUUGCCUCCAAGGGUCAAGAAGAGAGUUGAACUGGGAAUGCUCUACUCUUUGCCACCAGUUAGUUGGUCCAACAUUUCAUACUACCUUCAUCAGAUUCUUCCUCUAGUGCAAAAGUACAAAGUUGUGCAUCUAAACAAGACGGAUGCUCGGCUUGCCAACAAUGGCCUGCCUGCAGAACUUCAGAAGCUGCGUUGCCGAGUGAAUUUCAAUGCGCUGAGGUUCACUCCGCAGAUUGAGCGUUUGGGGAGAAGGGUUGUGAGGAUUUUGAGGGAAAAGGGUCCUUUUCUGGUCCUCCAUCUCAGGUAUGAAAUGGACAUGUUGUCCUUCUCUGGCUGCACUCAUGGUUGCCACCAUGAGGAGGAGGAAGAGCUCACAAGAAUGAGGUAUGACAACCCCUUGUGGAAGGAAAAGGCUAUAGACUCAGAAUUGAAGAGGAAAGAAGGUAUGUGCCCUUUGACACCUGAGGAAACUGCCUUAGUGCUUAAAGCAUUGGGUAUUGAUCGAAACGUUCAGAUUUAUAUCGCGGCCGGAGAAAUUUAUGGUGGAAAAAGGAGGAUGGAAAGUUUAGUGGCUGCCUUUCCUAAUCUGGUGAGGAAAGAGACUCUCCUGGAGCCCUCGGAUUUGAGGUUUUUCCAGAACCAUUCUUCCCAAAUGGCAGCACUGGAUUACCUAGUCUCAUUAGAAAGUGACAUUUUUGUUCCUACUUAUGAUGGAAACAUGGCUAAAGUCGUCGAAGGGCAUCGCAGAUUCUUGGGGUUCAAAAGGACUAUUUUAUUGGACAGAAGGCUUCUGAUUGGCUUAAUAGAUCAAUACAACAAUGGCUCAUUGAGCUGGGAUGACUUCUCUUUCACCAUAAAGAAAUCUCAUGCCGAUCGAAUGGGAAAUCCGAUCAAACGAGUUGUGAUUCCAGACAGACCAAAGGAAGAAGAUUACUUCUACUCCAAUCCACAAGAGUGUUUGCAACUGAUAGAUGAUGAACCAUUGACCAAAACCACGUGAUCUUGUUUAUCUCAUAAACAUGGUCAAAUCCAUCUCUAUGACUGAUCUCUCAUUGAAUCUCCAUACAGAAACUCAAGUACAGCAUAAGGAUCAUUAUCUGUAAAUGUUUUGGUUUCGGAGAGAACUAUGAACCCGAAAGAAGCAUAUUCCAAUGUCAAUAAUUUUUUUUUUUUUUCUUUUCAUACUUUUCAAUAAAAACUCUCUGGAAGUAAAA
This is a messenger RNA of Morus notabilis, 2041 nucleotides long. RefSeq names its product O-fucosyltransferase 34. The transcript has 8 exons. Bases 283 to 1827 code for a protein of 514 amino acids. The record is from RefSeq and is a predicted model, not a curated record. Lineage: Eukaryota; Viridiplantae; Streptophyta; Magnoliopsida; Rosales; Moraceae. Gene Ontology annotation, cellular component: cytoplasm.